Molecule: messenger RNA, 1062 nt
Organism: Baudoinia panamericana UAMH 10762
Lineage: Eukaryota; Fungi; Ascomycota; Dothideomycetes; Mycosphaerellales; Teratosphaeriaceae
Exons: 3
Coding region: 1-1062 (353 amino acids)
Source: RefSeq, a predicted model, not a curated record
AUGGAGGCUUUAGAAACCCUUCCGGCGACGGUAAGCAAGCUUGCACCACUCGACUUUCGCCUCCACGGCCCACCUACACCACCCGACGAAAGUACCAUCCAUUUCAGUCUUGCCAGCAAGCCGCAUCACACCGAGCCGUUCCCGCGAUAUCAUCCCUUCUACGAGCAGGUGAAGGCUGCAACAGAUGCUUACAUCCUUACGCGGUGGACGUUCUCCACCGAAAAGGCGAAGAAGAAGUUCCUAGCAGCCGACUUCGCUGGGUUGACCUGUCUAUGCUUUCCUUCCGCGCCCCUGGACCAACGGAUUGCGACGAUCGCGAAGCUCUUCGCUGUUGCGUUCCUCAUCGAUGACAUGCUAGAGCAACCAGGCUUCAAAGGCGACGAGCUUCUCAUGCACACCCUUGAAUCGGCCAUGCGAGGCUGUAUGCUGCCCGAGGAGGGAUGGCAUACUGCUGCUAGAUUGCUGUACGACAUCUUUCAUGAUGCACGUCGGUAUGGCUCCGAAAGGCUUGUGGAAGACUUGGUCAUUGCCAUGACGGGUUGGCUGAGAGCGGCGAACGCACAACCAUCUACCAGUCUCGCCACCUUAUCUGACUACUUUGACUUCCGGUAUCAGGAUGUUGCAACGCCGCUUGUUUGCGCAAUUCCUCGCUAUCUGCUCGACUGCGCACUCUCCGUAUCGGAGAUCGAAAGCAUGCUGCCGCUUGAGCGCAACAUAGGCCGUCAUUUUACCGUAAUCAAUGAUCUCCACAGCUGGAAUAAGGAGUACGCCGCGCACCAGGCCGCCAUCGCGCAAGGAGUGGAGCCUAAUCGCUUGGUCAACGCGGUGUACGUAAUGUCAGAAGAAUGCGGCAUAGCGAUUGAGGAUGCGCAAACCGUCCUAAGCAGUAUGGUUGGAGCAUGGGAAAGACGCCAUGUUACGUUGGUCGGGAACAUCGUUGGAAGUGGGGAAGACGAGAAGGUGGCAGCAUAUUUGGAGGCACUUGCAGAGGUGAUGCAGGGGCACAAGGAUUGGUGUGACCGAACUGCGCGUUAUGCUGUAUGCUCUGCUGGCGGUCCUUAG